AUGAAGAUUCUUUCAAUUGUUUUUUGGCUUUUGAUUCUGUCCAAACAAGCAACUGUUGUUCCAUAUGAGAAAUAUUUUAAAUGCUCAUGCAUAAAUGCAAUGCGACAAUUAGAUUGCUUGACAGCUUAUUGUGAUUGGGAUGCCGAUUCAUCAAGUUGCACAAAUAAGCCUUGUUCUGAAUUUUCAUAAUCUGAUUGCUAAAUACUACCAGAUCCAUUCAAUUGCAUUUAUAAUUAUACAACAAAUAAAUGUGAAAAUUUUACAAAAUGCUCAGAUUACUCUUUUAAUAUAGAUAAGCUAUCACUCUGUUAUGAAUUGAUCAAUUGUGAAGCAGAUCUCGCUUCUAUUGAUAGUUCUGGAACUUUAGAAUGUAAAGAUAGAACAGUGAAAGCAUUUAGAAGUGCAGAUAAUUGUGGUUUAGUAUUAUAUAGAAAUUGCUUUUGGUAUUAAACACCUGAUGGUACUUAAUGUGUUUAGAAUACAUAAUAGUAAAUUUGUGAAUCUAAGUUAAUAAAUAAAUGUUCAGAUUACAUAACAAAUGAAAGUUGUAAUUCUUUUGCUUGUUAUUGGAGUGACUUUAAUAUUUGUACAGAAAUAACAUGCUCCAUUUUAUAAUAAGAUAAUUGUUUUAUGUAUUCAUCUGUUGAUUUAAAAUCAGUCAAACUUUGUUAAUGGACUGGAAAUGCUUGUGUUGAUUUAGAUGUAUCCACUUUAACAUAAACAUAAUGUUUGACCGCAACUGAUUUCACAUACGGAUGGAAUACGGAUACACAAAGAUGUGAAAUUUGCGAACCUCCAGAUAUUAGUUCCAGUUCAUAUAUAAUCCUAUUAGAGACUAUCAUAUUGGUAAUCUUAAUAAAUUGA
Molecule: messenger RNA, 864 nt
Organism: Paramecium primaurelia
Lineage: Eukaryota; Ciliophora; Oligohymenophorea; Peniculida; Parameciidae
Source: the annotation of a GenBank genome assembly